Molecule: messenger RNA, 549 nt
Organism: Auanema sp. JU1783
Lineage: Eukaryota; Metazoa; Nematoda; Chromadorea; Rhabditida; Rhabditidae
Source: the annotation of a GenBank genome assembly
AUGGUAUCCUCAACCAGAGUGAGUUUUGAAUUUUUUCUCAAGAAUAUCCUACGCCAUUUCUCGUUUGUUGAGAAUGGAGCUUUCAGGAGGGCUGCUUAUUGCAAUUAUUCUACAAAUGUUAAUGAUAGCGCAGUUACAAUUGGAACGGAAUCGCAUGUAGAGACUAGGAAGGAUAAAAUGCCCGUUUAUUAUACACCGAAGGGGGCUGGGAAAAAAGCUUAUAGCCUAGUGGAACAUAAAAACGGAGAGCAAAUCGCCAAUUACGUGUUGUUCGAAGAUUCUAUAAACCAAGCCACUGUUGCUUGGAAUGAUUAUAAUCAGUUGACGAGUGAGGAGAGAGACAUAUAUAUGAUACAUCUACAAGCUGUUGAAGAGCGUAAGCUGACUUAUAUAGAUCCAAAGACGAAGUAUACCGUCUUCACCAUAAGUCACCAUCUUCAAAAAGCUAAAUGUUGCGGUAGUGGUUGUAGACAUUGUCCCUAUGAAAUGGUUAAUGCCCCUGAGAAAGUUAGGAAAACGAAAGUGUGGAAUGGCGCAUUCUAUGUUUAG